Paramecium primaurelia is the source of this 789-nucleotide messenger RNA. Lineage: Eukaryota; Ciliophora; Oligohymenophorea; Peniculida; Parameciidae. The record is from the annotation of a GenBank genome assembly.
AUGAUCCACUUUAAGGAAAGGUUGGACCAAAUAAUAUAUCGAACCCUAUAGUAAUACUAUGAUGAGGAUCUUGUAUUUCGUGCACUCUCUAAAAUUUAGCCUAAGCCCAAACAUAAGGACCACCAAAAACUCUAUAAGUUUUCCAAUAUGAAUAAAGGAUAUCAACACCCUUUAAGAAAUUUACAUUAGGUUAUGAAGAUGCUGAAAGUAAAGUAUACUAAUUUCUUUAAGUUAGAUCAUUUGCAUAAUCAAUAUAUUCUUAUAUCAAAAAUUUGGAAUCUAAUUAUUUUGUAAAUUAAUAUACAUGGGGUUUCAUCGUCGUAAUCUGUACAAUGGGUGUCAUUUGCUUUUUAGUAUGGUUUGUGGCAAUUCUGAAUGCAUCUACCAUCUCUAUAUCUUAAUAAAGAGCCUAUGCAAGUUUUACACUAAAAUGAUACUUCACACUCCUUACAAUUUUAUGGACAGUAUCCAGAAGAGACUGUUAAGGAAACCAAUCCCCAUCCAGCACUAUCAUCUCUAAAAGUUACAAUAAAUAAAAUACGUGAAAUUACUAGAGGAUGAAAAUAAAAAUGGAUAUGGAGGUAUAUCAACGAACAUGUGCAAUUCAUAUUUUUCACAAUUUGAAUAUGGAAGCCAUUAUCCCAAAGAAAUCACAUCAAAUAUUUUCAAAUUAUGGGUUUAUAUUUCUGAGGAGAUCUUAAAUAUGGAACCAAAAUAUGUAUUAUUAAGUUGGAAGUUUAUACCUCCUUACGUUGGAAAAAGACCAAAUAUUACAAUUAUAAUUUGAAA